UGUCCCUCCCAAGAAAGGUACAUGAGAUCAACUCCCAGAGUAGGACAGGAGCCCAGCCCAAGAACAGGAAGGGGAUGCUGCUUCCUUUUGAAGAUAGCCACGGAAAGAAGCUAGCAAAUGCUUUACCAGCGUGAGCAGUGUGGGCUCCUUCCUUAAAAGCAAGUUUUCUGGAGUGGAGACUUAGAGAGCGAGAGAGAGGAGCCCAAAGAAGAAAGGAAGGGGCUAUGGUUUCCUGGCCCCGCUGCUCUGUCUCUGGCUGCUUCUGCCCCUGGAAGAUUAGCCACAGGACACAAAGAUGCCCCGCUGGUCACUGCACGCCCAAGUUCAGUUUAGUUGGUGCCUCUUUGCUUUUUAGCCCGAUUGCUUUCUCCGAGGGAGCAGGACGCGCAGCCCGGCAGCCUUUAGUGUAAGCUGAAGAGGGGGUUGCCUCCGAACUCAUCUCAAGUACUUGGUGGAGGCGGAAAAGAGGGGGAAAGGGAAGAAGAACUUGGAAGUGUCAAAGGAAAAUUGGUGCCAGUGGAGGCAGCAGAAAGGACAAAGCAAAUUAAUUUGUUGCCUUUUUGUGUCUGUGCCAGUUUUUGGAGAUCUUAAAAAAAAAAAAAAAAAAAAAGCACCCAGCCCCAAGCCCCAACCCCUUGGCUGGCUCUUAUGGGAAUGAAACACUCCUCCCGCUGCCUGCUCCUAAGGAGGAAAAUGGCGGAGAAUGCUACUGAGAACACCGAGGUCUGUAGUGGCCCUUCCCAGCCUCCUCAGCCUAUUGUCAUUCCGAAGCCUGUUCAAUCGGUCAUUCAUGUACCUUUGCAACCGAGCUGCCCAGGCCGAGGCAAGAUGGCAAAACUUCUGAAUCCAGAAGAAAUGACAUCCAGGGAUUACUAUUUUGAUUCCUAUGCUCACUUUGGAAUCCACGAGGAAAUGUUAAAGGAUGAGGUGCGCACAUUAACAUAUAGAAACUCCAUGUAUCACAAUAAACAUGUUUUUAAGGAUAAGAUUGUAUUGGAUGUUGGAAGUGGCACAGGAAUCCUCUCAAUGUUUGCUGCCAAGGCAGGAGCCAAGAAGGUGUACGGGAUUGAAUGCUCCAGUAUAUCUGACUACUCGGAAAAAAUUAUCAAGGCGAACCACUUGGACAACAUAAUCACAAUAUUUAAAGGUAAAGUGGAAGAAGUUGAACUGCCUGAGGAUAAAGUAGACAUCAUCAUCAGUGAAUGGAUGGGUUACUGUCUUUUCUAUGAGUCAAUGCUAAACACAGUCAUCUUUGCACGAGACAAGUGGCUGAAACCUGGAGGGCUUAUGUUUCCAGACCGGGCCGCUUUGUACAUGGUAGCAAUUGAAGACAGACAGUACAAGGACUUCAAAAUUCACUGGUGGGAGAAUGUGUAUGGCUUCGACAUGACCUGUAUUAGAGAUGUUGCCAUGAAGGAGCCCCUGGUCGACAUAGUAGAUCCAAAGCAAGUGGUGACCAAUGCGUGUUUAAUUAAGGAAGUGGAUAUUUAUACAGUGAAGACAGAAGAACUUGCAUUUACAUCUGCGUUCUGCCUCCAAAUUCAGCGCAACGAUUACAUUCAUGCCUUGGUCACCUAUUUUAAUAUAGAAUUUACAAAGUGCCACAAGAAAAUGGGGUUUUCAACAGCCCCUGAUGCUCCAUAUACCCACUGGAAGCAAACUGUGUUCUACUUAGAGGACUACCUAACUGUGAGAAGAGGUGAAGAAAUCUAUGGAACUAUAUCAAUGAAACCAAAUGCAAAAAAUGUGCGUGACCUGGAUUUCACAGUAGACUUGGAUUUUAAAGGACAGCUGUGCGAAACGUCUGUAUCUAAUGACUACAAAAUGCGCUAGCAAAAGAACCUCUUGAGAGGCAGAGAGAAGAAUUGCAUCAAAUCUUGAUCCACUGCACUUCAAGCUAAAAACAACUGUUUGCAGGUCUAUUACAUUAGACCCUAGAAAGCAUACUUUGGUGGAAAGUUGGUAACCUGAUCCUUCCUGUUGGUGCCACAUGGAGAUGGGAUCCUGCUAUGAAUGUACAGUAUACAGAACCAUAACUUUUGUCAAUUAUAUAGGCAAAAUAAGCAAACAGUCUUCAGUACUCUGGUUAAUUUUAGGAUGGCAGAAGAUGCAUAAUCAAAUUGUACUAUUUACUGUGAAUUUCUGGUUCUUCCAAGCUUUGCAUGCUACAGGCAAUUAGGACAAUUACUUUAAAAUAGAAGACCACUGAGACACAUUGUCAUGAUAGCAUUACUGAGAUCAUAGUCAGUAUAAAUAUAUUAUAAAUAUAAAAUAUGUUGUACAUCAGAAGGAUUCUAUUGCUUCAUAAUAGGAAUUUGUUUUGUGAUUAUUUUUUUCUUCCCAUUAAGCAACAAUAGAAAGUUAGCUGUACUGGCUCUGAUGUUAAUCUAGCUAGGCAGAUGCUACAGCUGUCAUUCACUGCCCUCCACUGUAGCUGUGGGGAAUAUUACAUAUUGAUUGUUAGUGUGAGCUAGAAGGUAACAGAAAAUCAGCAGGUAUAUUUUAGAGUAUCAGUUGGAAAACAUACAUCUCUAACUUUCAGUAUUGAUUUCUGUCCCAUUCACAGAUUGACAUCUGUCAGUUAUUUAGAAAACAAGUUUAACUUUUCAUCAUUUGGGAACAUUUUGUGAUGAAUUGUUAUAGCUGGAUUUUGCAUGAGACCCUCUUAAAUUUGGCAUACAGUAGUUGAAUCUGAUGAGUGCAAAACCUAUAAAAUGGUAGAUUAGUCAUGCUUUGUUGGCCACGUCACAUCUCAGUUUACCUCUCAGCAACCAUCUUAAUACAAAAUCAUUUUAGUUCUGAAUAAACAGGGGGUUGGUGUUUACUUUUUUGGUGGUGUUGGACAGGUCACUUUAAAGUGCAAAUAUUAGUCUCAAAAGUGCAGUGAUUACCUUUGCUGAAAUGGGGUAAUGUUUAUUUAAAAAAAUCUGUGGCUUCUGUAUUAUGAAGAUGUCUGUAGCUUUUUUCCCCCUUCCACUUAUUAUUUUACUUUCAAUAUAUUCAGCUUAUAGUUAAAAUAUUAACUGUUUAUAUUCCUUGAGAUGUAUGUAUCAAUUUUUUUACUAUAUAUAAAUAUUGGGCAUUUACUCACAUGUAAUUUAUUAAAUUGUUGCAUCAUCGUCUUCAUCUGUAUGUCUUCCAGCCACCAAAGGUAUUAGGCACAAAAAGAUGUUCUUGUCAUGUACUGGAUAAAAUUGACUAGCUUUCUGUCUGAGAUAAUUUCUUUAUCAGCUGCAAAUGAAACAGGCUAGAAGUUGUGAAAAGCUAACAGUGCUGAAGGUGUAAACUUGUCUGUAAGCUUUUCUUAGGUUCCUGUUUUGUCAGUGUAACGAUUGUCUGCUUUUAACCUUUUAGACAUGUUUCUAUUGUUUUUCACUUCAUCUGAGAGAUGUACAGUACUUCCAUUUUCUUAUGGUCUAAAGAUUAUGGUCUUGGGAUCAUGGUACAUGGUAUCUAUGUAGAAUGAAAUUAAACUGUAAUUUGGCAGUAAAACAAA
Molecule: messenger RNA, 3496 nt
Organism: Trachemys scripta elegans
Lineage: Eukaryota; Metazoa; Chordata; Testudines; Emydidae
Gene: PRMT8
Product: protein arginine methyltransferase 8
Exons: 10
Coding region: 649-1833 (394 amino acids)
Biological process (GO): peptidyl-arginine methylation
Cellular component (GO): plasma membrane
Molecular function (GO): protein-arginine N-methyltransferase activity
Source: RefSeq, a predicted model, not a curated record